Molecule: messenger RNA, 492 nt
Organism: Exophiala spinifera
Lineage: Eukaryota; Fungi; Ascomycota; Eurotiomycetes; Chaetothyriales; Herpotrichiellaceae
Exons: 2
Coding region: 1-492 (163 amino acids)
Source: RefSeq, a predicted model, not a curated record
AUGUCGGCCAGACCUAAAUUGAUCGUGCAGAACUUCCCACGUCCUCCGCUGCUCGAGCAGAUUCCGAGACACCUACUCAUACGAUGGAAUGGCCACGCUCUAGCUGACACGCGAUCUUCUUUCUGGGUCUUGGAAACAACACACCCACCAACAUACUAUCUUCCACGAGACUCGAUCUCGCCCACUUUCAAACUCAGCCAGGCACCAGGGAGAGCGUCGCUGUGCGAGUGGAAGGGUCGGGCCACAUAUUGGGAUGUCACCAACCAAUCCACCGGUGAGAUAGUCAAGGGUAAAGUAUGGAGUUACGAAUCACCCACUCCAGCAUUCAAGGACAUCAAGGGAUUUCUGUCUUUCUAUGCCAAUGAUGUCCCCUGGGAGUGUUUCGUGGACGACGAGAAGGUGACGCCUCAAGAAGGUGACUACUAUGGUGGAUGGGUGACCAGUGAAUUGGAAGGUCCCAUGAAGGGGGGACCAGGUACCUGGGGCUGGUGA